AUGGCGCCGAUAGCGGGAAACGGAGCGUCGGGAUCGCCGAGUCUUUACAAGGUGUGGGAGAUCAGAGCGCUGAAGCGGCAAAAGCGCAGCGACGAGGCGAGAAGCCUGCUGGAGCGAGUGGCGAAGCAGGUGGAACCGAUUAUGGUCCGACGCCGAUGGAAGGUGCCACUGCUCUCUGAAUUCAGUCCCAGCAACGCGCGUCUCCUGGGACUCAACAUCAACCGAGGGAGGGAGAUUCGAGUUCGACUCAGACCUGCAGGCAAGCCGGACUCGUUCUUCCCAUACGAGCAUGUGCUGGGCACCAUGCUUCACGAGCUCACCCACAUCGAACGAGGCCCCCACGAUGCCAAGUUCUACAAGCUACUGGAUGAACUCAAUGAGGAGUGUGACGAACUCAUAGCACGAGGCAUUACAGGAACUCCCUUUGGGGGAUCUGGCCACCGCCUCGGCUCCUCUGCUUAUCCCUCCAUCCGCCCAGUCCGCUUAGGCACUUCUGCUACUUCGGCUGCUGCUGCUGCUGCUGCUGGUUCUUCCUCGUUUGGUGUUCUUUCCACUGCCACCCCUCCUCGUGGUGUAGCUGGUGCUUCUUCUGCCCAGUUUGCUGCUGACGUGGCAAGCAGAAAAGCAGCGGCGGCGUCAGCUGAGCGGAGGCGGCAGCAGCAGCGGAUCAUGAUGCCAGCUGGCGGGCGGCGAUUGGGCGGCGACAGUGAGAUUAUGAAGGUGUUGAGUCCGGUGCAGGCAGCAGCUAUGGCAGCAGAAAGAAGGAUGAGGGACGAUGCAUGGGCUGGUGGCACAAGGAAGCGGCCAAGUGACUCUUUAGAGCAGAGCAGUAGGAGGAGAAAGGUGACUGCUGGUGGUGCUGCUGUUGGCAGUGCAGCAGGAGGGGAGAAUUCUGAGCACAGCACAAGAGUCAGCAGUGGCGUCAGAGAAGAGGAUGCAGCAGGGGGAGAGCAGCGAGCAGAUAGAGCAGACACAUGGGCAUGUCCUGUCUGCACUCUGAUCAACCGGGGCAUCGUGCUUCAGUGCGAAGCAUGCUUCGCAGUGCGACCCUCCUCUCGCCCUGCCUUUGGCGGUGCCUCAGUAACUGUUGCUGCUGGUACCAGUGCCAAUGUGAAUGCCAAAGCAGAGAUGGUGAUUGGUGGACCAUGUGGAGUGGACUUGUUGGCAGUGCACUGCUCACUAAACUAG
Closterium sp. Naga37s-1 is the source of this 1188-nucleotide messenger RNA. NCBI's taxonomy places the organism in Eukaryota, Viridiplantae, Streptophyta, Zygnematophyceae, Desmidiales, Closteriaceae. The record is from the annotation of a GenBank genome assembly.